Fundulus heteroclitus (mummichog) is the source of this 2481-nucleotide messenger RNA. RefSeq names its product transmembrane protein 127 (gene tmem127). NCBI's taxonomy places the organism in Eukaryota, Metazoa, Chordata, Actinopteri, Cyprinodontiformes, Fundulidae. The transcript is spliced from 3 exons. The record is from RefSeq and is a predicted model, not a curated record. The coding region runs from base 553 to 1266 and encodes 237 amino acids. Gene Ontology annotation, biological process: negative regulation of cell population proliferation; negative regulation of TOR signaling. Gene Ontology annotation, cellular component: membrane.
GCGACAACCCCUCCUCUUAGACCGGUGCCAGCUGCCAACAGGAAGUCAACAUUUACAGGAAACCAGCGUAAGCUGUCUUUUGUUUUGUUUUGUGUUUCUUUUUGUGUACCAAAGUAACCAUAUGUUUGUUUUUUUGUUAACGUAGGAGUCUUUAUCGUGUGUUAAGUUGGACUUCACACCGUCUGUUUGUGUUGAGGCGUUCUUGUCUUCAGAACUGGUUAUUUUGUGGCGUUGUCAGGGAGUUAGCUUAUCAGGCUAACAGCGGAGCUAACAGGCCUCCAGACCAUCUGUUCAUUGUCUGCUGGUGCGCCAGAGUCUGGUUUUAUCAAGCCCCUCGCUUUUUCUUCGGACAUACUGUGUGUACCGGAGAGAAAAGGACGCCCGAGCCGCUGUCAUACCGCCAUCGCCCAGGUAUCGCCAUCCGCACCGGCUUACAGGCCUUGGUCUGCUCAAUCACUUGGCUUAUCCCAGAAAGCUACUAACGGGAGUGCUACAGAUCAGCAGUGACUGGCACUUCUGACAACACCGACUACUUAGGAGACGCGACAAGCCAUGUACGCUCCACCGGGUUCCAACCUCCCCGGAGGUCGGAGGAGGAGAGCGGGCACCUCGCUGCCCAAGCAGCCGGAGCGGAGCCUGGUGUCGGCCGUGCCCGGAGCUCUGUCCAUCACAGCGCUGUGCACGGCUCUCGCUGAACCGGCCUGGCUCCGGGUUCACGGAGGGGCCUGCCCCAGACAGGAGCUGGGGGUCGCGGAUGUCCUGGGGUACAUCGAUCCCAAGCUUCUGGAGGAUUACUGCGUGAACCCACAGACCAUCCUGCUGCUGAGGGUCAUCGCCGCGUUCUGCUUCCUGGGGAUAUUAUGCAGCCUGACUGCAUUUCUGUUGGACGUGUUCGGACCCAAACACCCGGCCCUGAAGAUUACACGCAGAUAUGCCUUUGCACACAUACUAACAGUGUUGCAGUGCGCCACAGUAAUUGGAUUUUGCUACUGGGCCUCGGAACUGAUCCUGUCGCUCCAGCAGCAGCACAAAAAGUACCACGGCUCUCUCAUAUACGUCACUUUUGCCGUCAGCUUCUACCUGGUGGCCGGUGCGGGCGGCGCGUCGAUCCUCGCCACCGCUGCGAACCUCCUGCGCCACUACCCCACCGAGGAGGAAGAGCAGGCCCUGGAGUUGCUCUCGGAGAUGGAGGACAGCAGCGAGACUUUUCCUGCCGAUUAUGACAUUGCCAAUCAGUUUCAGCCGCCGCCUGCCUACACGCCCUAAUCCAACCAGACUGGCCUUGCAAACAUGUUUCUCUCUGAGCACAGCUCUUUGCUUGAUGUGCAAACCACGCUCAAUUUAUCAAAUGGAUACCUUUGCAAAUACUCUAUGGCUAUGAACGUAACGCGUGCACAAACGUUAGUGCACUGAUUCCUUGAAAAGACGGUGGCUUGGGUGCAUGGAAGCUUUCUAUAGUGGUGGCAUCGAUUUAGGAGUUAAUUCUUACUUAAUUCUCACUGCUGAAGUGGUUAGUGAUUUGCAUGUAAAUGGCUUUUAGGAUCUGGUCCUUACAUGUAAAGAUAAGUCAUCUGCAAAAAAAGAAAAGAAAAGCACCAAACGGUGCUCAUCACAAGAAGUGGAAGCAGCAGCUGCAGCCUGAUCAACGCUGUUGUUGAAUGUUGUCAUCAGCCAUAGUUAUGAUCGGACUUAGGCGGAGCUUUGUCAAACAGCAUUGUGAUUUAAUUUGAUAUACUUGCCAUGUGUAUGAUUUUUAUUUCUUUUUUUAUCUUGGUGCUGCAUAAUUGCAGAAAUCCAUCAACUCGGACAAGAUUGUUUCAAACGUGUAUUUUAUACAGAAACGGACCUUAUUUAUUCCGCGUUGUCUUUUUUGUCUUUCUUUUUUUUCUUUAUCACGCACUAGUUUCACCUCCGCCGUUCACCUCUGCGCAAGAAAUAACGAAAGCAUUUACAAAAACGUGGGGCGGGGCUUUUUUCGGAGUUGCAGACACACAGGACUGUUGUUCAGCAGCGAACCUCACAUCAUCAGAGUUGGUUAUGUCAUGUUUGUUGUGUUUGAGUUUUAACAAAAGAGAAUCUGUUUGUACCCUGAAUACCAUUUGUGACCACCUGUAGGUGCUUCCCAUGCGUGAGUUCUGCCGAUUUCAGGUUUUUAGGUGACGAAUCAUGGAUCUUAUGUGAACUUUCCACAUAAGGUUCCUGCUGACGUUUGAGUUUGUGACUGAUGUGGUGAUUGUAGUCGGUUGCACAUUUGUUCUGUUUCUACAUAUAUAUAUUUUUUUUCCCCCACUGCAUUUUCUUCACCUUUAUGUAAAUAGUCAUUGUUGAUACAUACAGUAAAGUGGCCAUAAUAAAAUAAAUGUUAUAUUUUGCCUUCUGUUGUUCAUCAGUACAUUUGCAAUUAUAAUUUCUCCCUGAACCUUCACUGUGAGUUGUCUUCAUCUACAGGUGCAUCUCAAUAAAUGAAAGUAUCAAAAAGUU